Messenger RNA from Cucurbita pepo subsp. pepo (vegetable marrow), 614 nucleotides. NCBI's taxonomy places the organism in Eukaryota, Viridiplantae, Streptophyta, Magnoliopsida, Cucurbitales, Cucurbitaceae. The record is from RefSeq and is a predicted model, not a curated record.
GUCCCCGAAGAAAUUCUUGUUGAGAGAGUUGUUGGAAGAAGACUGGAUCCCGUUACUGGUAAGAUAUAUCACUUGAAGUAUUUUCCUCCCGACAAUGAAGAAGUUGCUGCCAGACUUACACAGCGCUUUGAUGAUACUGAAGAAAGGGUGAGGUUAAGAUUGCAGACUCACCACCAGAAUCUAGAGGAUGUUCUUUCAUUGUAUCAAGAUGUAACAGUUAAGGUGAAUGGAAAUGCGCCAAAGGCAGUUGUAUUUGAUCAAAUAGAUAGACUGCUAACAGGACUUCUAGAGCAACGGAAGGCUGCUAUAGAAUCUCUAGCCACAUAGAUAACUUUGCAGCAUGGUUAGGCCCCUUUUGAGUUUGUGAGAUUACAUACUCAGCGAAAUGGAUCUUUUUUGUUAUCAUUUUUUUUCGGUGGAUAGGGAAGCCUUAUCUAUUAAUUACAUUUUUACUAUGACUCUGUACAAAAGCAAUAAACAUGAGAAAACAUCAUUAUGUAGUGUUACGAGGUGGCUUGAGACCAGAAAAGCUUGUACUGCAUUUACUUUCAUCUUACCCAAUGUAGUAGUAUCAAUAAAAUGAUUGAAAUGGAAUUUCAAGGAAGAGUGAUAAA